AUGGGCUUUCAUGUUUAUAGCUCUGUUAUCUCCUACAGUAAUGCCUCACUGUGUUGUCUGAGCAUGGAAGGUGAGAGAGUUCCAACAGCUCAAUCAAGCAAGAAUAAAACCUUUCCUGCUGGUCUCCGCAUUUUGACAGUGGAUGAUGAUUCUACAUGCCUUAAGAUUGUUGAAAAAAUGCUUCAAUCUUUAGAUUAUCAAGUUGUAGCUGUUCAAAAUGCAAUUGAAGCUUUAUCCAUUCUUCGGGAGAGAAAAGGAGGAUUCGACCUUGUUCUAACAGAUGUUCACUUGCCCGGAAUGGAUGGAAUUGCCCUCCUUGAGCAUGUCUUAAGAGAAUUCAAGCUACCUGUCAUUAUUAUGUCAGCUAAUGACAAAGAGAAUAUUAUAUUGAGGAGUCUACAAGCUGGGGCUUCUUAUUACAUCGGAAAACCUGUAACUUUAAACGAUCUUCGAAAUAUUUGGCAGCAUGUGGUUCUUAAAAGGAAAGAGGACGUGGUGGUAAUGGAAAAGGCAGGGAGUGUUCAGAGAGCAUCAUCUGAGAAGGUAUCUGGGGAGGAUAUUGAGUGUGAAUCCUCCGUGAAUGAAAAUAACUGGAAGCGACAAGAGGCCAAGAGAAAAGCAUCUCACAGCAAUAAGGAUGCAAAAGUAGAAGUAGAUAGAAAUGUUUCAUUCAGCCCAAAGAAAGCAAGAGUGAUUUGGAGUCCCGGGCUUCACAAGAAGUUCUUGAAUGCUGUUGAGAAAAUAGGCCUUGAUAGGGCUGUCCCAAAGAAAAUACUUGAGCUGAUGGAUACCCCAGGAUUAACGAGAGAAAAUAUUGCAAGCCAUUUACAGAAAUAUCGCAUCUUCUUAAAGCGACUUAAGGAAGCAAGACAAGCCCUCGAACCAGGAAUAGCUAGAUCCUUGACCAGUGGAGCUCUUAAAUCAAGCUUUGCAGUGGGUCAUCCUUUGCUUGACCCGCCAAGAGGAUUUCCAGCACUGCAGGAUAGUCUGCAAAGUCGAACGCCAUUAAUCCGACCAGAACUUGGGAGUUCUUCCAUGUCUCAAUUAGGUUAUGGACAGCCCAUUCCAACGAGCAACCAUGGCAAUAUGGUGCAACCUUUUCUUGGCUCUGCACCUUCUCUUAAUCAACGAAUGAGACCGCACUGUGUUGGAAUGAGUUCAUCCUUACUGGGAAGAGGUACAGGUACAAUGCAGAUGAACCCUCAACAAUCUCAGAUGCAAACGAGAUAUUCUGCCAACACAUUAUUGAACCUAUACAGACACAACCACAACAGUAUCAAUCCAAGAUUUGAGAACAUGGGUUCAUCCACUAAGCAUAACCAAGCCCCAAUUUUCAAUUACACCAAUAACAACCAUGCUGGAUUUCCGAUGACGGAUGCCGGAGAGUUGCAGGUUGGAUUGGGUCAGAUGAUUUGUUUCAGUGGUAGACCAUCAAAUGGUAUCAGUGGUAGCUACACCUCGAUGGAUAAGGCGCGUAAGGGCAAGGAAACUCUAACAGCAACGGGGAAAUGUUCUCCAUUUCCGGAGUUGAUGAGCUCAUUCCUUCCUGGUUUUGCUCCUCAAUCACUGGCUUCUUCCGGUAGCAGGUUUCGAGGUGCAAACCAUUUCCCAACCACGUUCCCCGGUGUGAUUCAACAACCAUCGCCACCACCAACUUGGCUACCGCCGUUCGCCAAUAAUGUGAUUCAACAACAACCUCCAUUGCCGUCGGCACUGCCUCAACAGCAAGAAGAAAAUGAAAGUGGGAUUGAAAGUGAACUCGAUAUCCUCCUUGAGCUCAUAAAAAGCAGCUCUAGCGUUGAAAACACUUCACUCGCGCAAGCAUUUGAAUUUGAUGACGGUGAUGGUCAUAUUCAUCGAACUAAUUACAAGCAACAAGAUGGCGAAGUAGUGAUCGACCCCGACUUCGAUAUUAGUGCAUAUCAGGUGGACGGACUUCUAAAUUGGCCAUGA
Messenger RNA from Nelumbo nucifera (sacred lotus), 1953 nucleotides. NCBI's taxonomy places the organism in Eukaryota, Viridiplantae, Streptophyta, Magnoliopsida, Proteales, Nelumbonaceae. The record is from RefSeq and is a predicted model, not a curated record.